UUUUGAAUAUACACACACAUAUAUAAUAUUAUAUACUUGUGUAUGGGGGGGUGAAGAGACCUCACAUAGCCCAGGCUGAGCUUGGACUUGCAGUAUAGGUGAGGACGACCUUGAACUCCUAAUUUUCCUCUGUCACAGGUGCUAGUAUUACAAAGCUUACGCUACCUCACCUAGUGUAGAGCCUACAUUUUUUUUUCCCCAUACAGGGUUUCUCUGUAGUCAUGGCUGUCCUAGAACUCACUCUGUAGACUACACUGGCUUUAAACUCAAUUAGCUUGCCUCUGCCUCCCAAGUGCUGGGAUCAAAGGUGUGCACCAAGCUGAACCUGCACUUUUAGAAAAGAUCUUUAAUGUAUUGCAUGUGUGUAUGUAUGUCUGGGUAUGCAUUUGUCUUGGUGCCCUAGUAGAGGUCAGAGGACAAUUUAAUCUCGUGGGUUCUGGGAUAGAACUCAGCGGUAAGAAUUGUUUGGUGUUUUGGCUAGACUAGCUGGUUGGCUGGCUGUUGAAUUCGUGGGAUCUGUCUGUCUCUGCUGCUUGAUGCUGGGAUUUCAGGCUUGUGAGGCCAUGCCUGGCUUUUUUAGGUAGGUGCUGGUCAUUCACACUCAGAUCCUUAGGUUUGCAGAGCAAACUCUAUUACCUACUGAGCUGUAAACCUAGUCCAGUAUGCUCCUCUUUGUACUUAACUGUCUUCCAUCAGGGUUGGGAAAGUUCUGGGAACUGUGAGGCUUUACAGAAAGGAGCCAAGUAGCCUGCCUAUGCCUCUCUGCCUAUAACAAAGCGAAACAUGUUUUCUGCUCUGUUUAUUCUCUUUUUAGCUGGCUUCAGACAAGUUCCUUGACAGUGACAGCUAGCUUCUUAUGAAAACAUGAUUUUCUGUAUGUAACAUUUUAAUUGUUCCUUUUGUACAUGAUGGACUAAUUUGAUACCAAAGUUCAGCCCUCAGGAUAUUGUUCAGUGAGGUAACUGUUCACUCGGGAGUUUCUGAUAGCCAGCCUAUAAGCAACAAACAGUUGGCCUUUAGAGAUGGCUGUAGAUACUUAUCUGUAUUGUCAAGCUUGAGUUAGAAGGAAAUAAAUAUUUGAUUCUGUUUAUAAGUUUUUUUUAAGGGUCACCUAUAUCUUGUUUCUGAUGGAUUUUAGUGACUUAUUUAGAGAAUCAGGAUUUUAUAAGAUUCUGGAAUGGUAAUUAUAGUUGCAUUUUCUAUUUCAACUGAACCUGCAGUGAUUUCAUUUCAUAAAUAUUAUCUACAACUCUAUAGAGUAACAGCUCCAUGUACUGAGGUCUGUGUUUAGAAAUACCUAACGUGAAGGAUAUGGGAUGGGGUGGUGAUGGGGUCUCUGUGACCACCGUGACCUGCAGAAUAAUGAUUGUGAGAGGCAGAGGCUCAGUGUUGGUUCAGCGUUGGAGUCUGACUCACAGGAGUCACAGCUCACCUCUUACUGAGUCAAUCCUUCAUUGUCAUGCUGCUGCAUCGUCUCAGUCACUUCGUGAAGUAGAUGCUAACUUUGCUCUACAGACUCAGAGGAUGAAGUUCAGGGUCCUGUCCUGGAUAAUCUGCCUGGAAUUAAACCUAAAAUGAAUUAAACACAAAGGUAUAGGAAUGGAAGUAGAGCGCUGUCCUCCUCCUCUGCUCUAGCCGAGGCCUCUGUGGGCUGGGUCACUGCACCCGUCCUGUGAUGACAUCAUACUCUCUUAACACGUCUUCUGGUGCUCAGGAGCCAUCCUCAGCUGCUGGUCCACCUUGUCUUUGAGCGACGAGUCAGUUAGGACGGCCCAGGGGUGUGUACUCUUGUCUGUCUGUCCCCUUCUCCCUGGUGCUGGGGACCAAACUCAGGUCCUGAUGCUGCCAGCACUUCUCAGACUCAGCCAUCCCCCCCAGAUCCUCACAACUGUAUUUGUUGUGAUUGUCUUUUCCCUCUAAUUUUGAGAUUGCCAGCCUUUUUUUCUUAACUUAAAUAUAAAGUUUACAGAGAAGUUAUAAGAAAUAGUAAGAUGAAAUCUCAUACACUGUUUUCAUACAUGGUUUUUUUUUUUGAAAUAGGAUCUCACGUCGUCCAGUCUGGCCUAAAAUUUUCUAUGUAGUUAAGGAUGACUUUCCUGACCUUUCUGCCUCUGCCUCUCAAGUGCCUGGGUUAUAGGCAUGUUACUUAGGCAGCAUUAGGGAUGGGUCCCAGCUUAUGCAUGGUAGGCAGACUCUGCCAACUGAGGUGUUUCCCUAGCCUGGCAUUCCCGUGCUCUUCAGUGAGAAGCAUCUGUUGUUAACAUGUUCUGUGUUUUUUACCUAUGUAUUCUGUUUGUAUGUGUUUGUGUAUGCAUAUUCUUUGCUUUCUGAGCCCUUUGAGAAUGAGUGGCAGACAUAAUGUUCUUUAAUACUGAAGUAAUUCAGUAUUGCCUAAAGUUUUUUAUCUUUAAAAACAUUAUUAGGGUCCUGCAGCUAGAAAUAGCAUUUCUAUUCUGGUGUACCUUCAGUAGACAAUACCAGAGAACGGUGAUAUGAGUUAGUGCUAGACCUAGAGCAAGCAUUUCCUUUGGAGUGGAAUGUCUUUGCCAUCAGUGUUUGCCUUUCUUGCCUUUGUUGUUUUUUGGUCGUGCCUUUAGUUUCUGACAUACCUAACUAGUGUGAGAGCUUACUGCUUUCCCUACAUAAUGCUGCCAUUCAGAGCCUAUGAAUCCUUUCUGCCACUGUCUGUCUUUCCUUUGCUCUCUGUGCUUGGGCAUGUGUCCUAGGGCAGGCAGGGCUUCAGUGAGUGCCUCACGUGGAUAUUGAACCCCGCCUGCCUGCCAAGUUCCUUCUGCUGUGAGCCAAGUGGAGGGUUGGCGCUUGUCAUUCCUUUGCAGCAGUUGAGCUGAAGGAAUGCUGCACGGCUUGUCGGAAGGUGCUUAGUGGCCUUGAGUGUAGUGCUCACGAGGGAUUUGUGGAGAAGUAAGGGUCUUACAGUCUUGUUGGAGAUGUGGGUUCCUCCUGGUUCUCCAUUAAUCAACAAACAAUAGAUGCUGAUAGUCUUUAUGAUGGGGACUUUGGGGAUACUGUGAUAAGAUACAUAAUUAAGUGACAAAUAUUACAGCCACUCAAUUCCAGCUCUGCCACAUACCAGUUAGGCGAGUUGACGUCUUUAAGUCCCUGUUUGUUUUCUGUAAAGCUGAAGUACUUGUGUCUACCUGAUGGCUAUUGUGAAGAUCAGAUAAAGGGUGUCGUGUAGCGUCACCAUACACUGGAUACUAGACAGUGUUCUAGCUUAUGUAGUCACAUGAUACAUGACUGAUACUGUAUGAGACAAAAGGAAAAUAAUAAGAACAUAGUAAAUAGAAUGACUAUAACAUAUAACUCAAUACUUUAAUUGUGGCGUGUGCAUUCUGAAGAUUAUAAAUAACUCAGGAAUGUAGAGAAGGGGAAGGAUAGUCUUAUGCAAUCAAUUAAUAUUCCUGUGCCUCAGCUUUUCUACUGGACACACUGAGGACACCAUCAGAUCUAGUCUUCAAAUAAUGAUUAAAACCUCAAAGAAUUUUUCUUUUUGUUUGUUUGAUUGAAGCAGGGUUUUGAUAUGUAGUCCAGGCUGUUCUGGAGCUCACCAUGCCUCUCCUGCUGAUUUUAAUUGUUGUUGUUGUUGUUUGCUUUUUGUUUUAGGCAGGGUCUCACUAUGUAACCCUCGCUGACCUCACUAUGUGGACCAUGUUGGCCUUUAUCUCCCAGAGAGCUGCCUGCCCCUGCUCCUGAGUGCUGAGAUUAUGUCACCACACUCAGCCUUUUGAGCAUUUUCUUUUUAAUUUGUAUAACUUUUUUGAGAUAGUCUUGCUUUAGGCUCAGCUGACCUCAGACGUAAAUCUCUGCCUUGCCUCUUGGACACUGGGAUAGUGGCGCCUGCUCCGACACCUGGCCCAUCUUUGUGUGUGUGUGUGUGUGUGUGUGUGUGUGUGUGUGUGUGUGUGUGUGUGUGGAUUUUAAAGGGAGGCUUGAGAUGUGAAAUUCAGCACUUGGGCCAGGUGUGGUUACACUGUGUAUCAUGUGAGCACUGUGACAGGGAGGAGGGUUGCUGCAGGUUUGAGCUCACAGAAGGAAGUAAGUUCCAGACCAGCUAGGACUACACAUUAAGACCCCAUCUCAAUAGACGUGUGAAUCAUUGAGAUGACUCAGAGGGUAAGGCAUUUGCUGCCUAACCUAAUGACCUGGGUUUGGUACCGAGAAAUUACCUGACGGAAGGAGGGAACUGACUCCUGAAAGUUGUGCUGGACAAGGUUGACACACACCUUUAAGCCUAGUGCUCUGAGUUUGAGGCGAGCUAGGUCUACAUAGAGAGUUCAGGCCAGCAUGGUGAGACCCUGUCUCUCAGGUGCUUCCUGAGGGAAGCUAUUUGACUUGAUAAUACUCACUGUUGCCUCACAGACAUUUUGGUUAGUUGAAGCCAAAGAUUGGUCAGUGGAUGACCUCUUGUUCUGUGCCCCUGUAGAUAAUUUCAAGAUUAAGUGAUUUAUAACUCAAAUUAUUUAUCUGCUCCUCUGGCAAAAUAUUAAUUAAUCAAAUCAGUCAAACAAGGCAACAGAUAAGACAGAAAGGACUGGAUAUUGAGGACAUGUGGUCUAGUGACCACUAGGGAUUCUCUGGGAUGGAGCCUCAUUUCGCCAGAAUGGAGUCCAGACUGCUGAUGCACUUCCCACCUGUAACUAGGAUUCCAUAAUCGUGCAUGGACGGCGCCUUCAAAAACGUGCUUUAAUACCAACACCCAGAAGACAGGCUUCCUUGCUUGGUGUUUGCUGUCUCAGUGAUUUUGUUGUUUUUGUUCUUUCUUGGCUUCAUUCUGGAAAGUUUGUGCUUGACUUUUAUUUUAGUCCAGUUCAGCUUUCAUCUUUAAAAUUUAAGAGAAGUUUUCCAUGAAAGUGAAGCUGUCCGCAUUUCUUUUUUACUUUUUUUUUUGGCAUUUCCCUUUUUUGUUUCUGGUCACCCCCCACCCCCACACCCUCUCUCUCUCUGCAUUGUUUGUCAAGGUUUCAAGUUUAUACUGAGAGCUCUCAGGCACAGCUGGCUAUUCUGGUCUCAGAAGAAAAGAGAAGAGGCUUUCUGAAGGUCUGGUAGAGAGGAGAGAAGGAACUUGGAAUACAGCUGAAAGGUGGUGUAGCGAAACAGCAGCAGCAGUCCUACCGAGAAAGGACCCAGACGACGUCUCCGCUGGUUAGAGCUUGUCUCUAGAAGAUGGUGAGCCACGGCACCAAGGGGAUGAGGAGUGCCUUGGGUUCCUGCGCCUUCCUUCAGUCUUCAGUCCUCCAGAAGCACUAUAAAGAGGGCUGAAGAACAAGCUUGCUUGGUCCCGGACGCUGUUGUCUUGAAGAUUCCGUCUGUCCCACCAGGACUUUAGGGAGGCAGUUUCAGCAACAGAGAAGGAAGCAGGACUUAAGGACGUCUCUACAUUGGUCGUGUGCCUAGUUACAUUUUGAACAGUGGGCGGGUGAAGGGCAGCUUUGGCACCUGGCUCUAAGGAGACACCUGAAUUCCCUGAGUUUACAGAUGUGAUGUUUGAGGACUGCAAAAGACACAGGUCCCUUGCCAAAAAGAUAUAAAGCCUCCUUUCCCCCACUUUUGGGCUAAUGUGAACAAUAAUGUCUUGGAAAAGAAAUUACUUUUCUGGAGGCCGAGGUAGCGUUCAAGGAAUGUUUGCACCUCGGAGCUCAAUGUCUAUUGCCCCCAGCAAAGGCCUCAGCAAUGAGCCAGGGCAAAACAGCUGCUUCCUCAAUAGCGCGCUACAGGUUUUGUGGCACUUGGACAUCUUCCGCCGCAGCUUUCGGCAGCUCACAUCUCACAAGUGCAUGGGCGAUUCCUGCAUCUUCUGUGCGCUCAAGGGCAUCUUUAAGCAGUUCCAGUGCAGUAGUGAAAAAGUGCUUCCUUCUGACACUCUCCGUAGUGCUCUGGCGAAGACUUUCCAGGAUGAACAGCGUUUCCAGCUGGGGAUUAUGGAUGACGCUGCAGAAUGCUUUGAAAACCUCCUGAUGAGAAUUCACUUCCAUAUCGCGGACGAAACCAAAGAGGAUAUAUGUACUGCUCCACACUGCAUUUCCCACCAGAAGUUUGCGAUGACGUUGUUUGAGCAGUGUGUGUGCACGAGCUGCGGUGCCACCUCUGACCCACUGCCCUUCAUCCAGAUGGUGCACUACAUCUCCACCACUUCCCUUUGUAACCAGGCCAUUUGUAUGCUGGAAAAGCGGGAGAAACCUUCACCGGGUAUGUUUGGUGAGCUGCUUCAGAAUGCCAGCACCAUGGGGGACCUGCGGGACUGUCCGAGCAACUGUGGGGAGAGAAUUCGGAUCCGCCGUGUGUUGAUGAAUGCACCACAGAUUAUCACGAUUGGGCUGGUUUGGGACUCAGACCAUUCCGACUUGGCAGAGGAUGUCAUCCACAGUCUGGGCACCUGCCUUAAGUUGGGUGAUCUGUUUUUCAGAGUGACAGAUGACCGAGCCAAGCAGUCGGAGCUGUACUUAGUAGGAAUGAUCUGUUACUAUGGCAAGCAUUAUUCUACAUUCUUCUUUCAAACCAAGAUCCGAAAAUGGAUGUAUUUUGAUGAUGCUCAUGUCAAGGAGAUUGGUCCGAAGUGGAAGGACGUGGUGACCAAAUGCAUUAAAGGGCACUAUCAGCCCUUGCUGCUGCUCUAUGCAGAUCCCCAGGGUACCCCCGUGUCUGCCCAGGACCUGCCUCCCCACGCUCAGUUGCUGUCACACACCAAGACAUGCUACGACAGUGAAGACUCAGGGAGGGAGCCUUCCAUCUCAAGUGAUACUCGAACAGAUUCCUCAACGGAGAGCUAUCCCUACAAACAGUCUCACCAUGAGUCUGUGGUCAGUCACUUCUCUUCCGAUUCUCAGGGGACAGUCAUCUAUAAUGUGGAGAAUGAUUCCAUGUCUCAGAGCAGUCGGGACACAGGACACCUGACUGACAGUGAAUGUAAUCAGAAACACACAACGAAGAAAGGGCCCCUGGUGGAGCGCAGGAGAGGCUCUGGCCGCAUUCGGAGGAAAGCUGAUGCCCCACAGGCCUCAGGCUAUCACAGUGAAGGAGAAACACUGAAAGAGAAGCAGGCUCCUAGGAAUGCCUCCAAAUCCAGCAGCACCAGCAGGCUAAAGGAUUUCAAAGAGACAGUCAGCAAUAUGAUCCACAGCAGGCCUUCCUUGGCUUCUCAGACCAAUGCAGCAUCUCCCUGUGUAGGCAGGGCAGGAGACCAGCCAGACAAGAUACCAGCAAGGAACUUACCUCUACACUCUCGGGGCUGGGAAACGGAGAGUACCAGCAGUGAGGCAAGAUCCAGUUCUUCCAGCAAAUACCGCCCAACAUGGAGACCUAAACGAGAAUCCCUAAAUAUUGACAGCAUUUUCAGUAAGGACAAAAGGAAGCAUUGUGGUUACACCCAGCUUAAGACCUUUCCUGAAGAUGCAGCUAAAGAAUUUGCACAAGAUGAAGUAAGCAAUCCAGUUGCUAACGAUAUUAAAGAUGGUGGACCAAGCUCACAGCAUAAACUCUGGGGAACAGCCAGGCCAGGCUCUCAUCUUUUAGAACAGCAUCCUCGACUAAUCCAGCGGAUGGAAUCUGGCUAUGAGAGCAGCGAGAGGAACAGCAGCAGCCCUGUCAGUUUGGAUGCUGCCCCGCCUGAAUGCUUGAAUGUCUACAGGGAUCAAAGCACAAAGAGAGCUGUUGGGUUUGUUCCUUCUUGGCGUCAUAUCCCAAAGUCUCACAGCAGUAGCAUCCUGGAAGUGGACUCCACAGCACCCGUGACUGGCUGGACAGAGACCCAACCUUUCUCAGAUGGGGAGAUCACCUCUAAAAGUGAGUUGGAUGAACUUCAGGAAGAAGUGGCCAGGCGGGCCCAGGAACAGGAACUUCGAAAGAAACGGGAGAAGGAAUUAGAGGCUGCUAAAGGCUUUAAUCCCCAUCCUAGCCGAUACAUGGACUUGGAUGAACUACAGAAUCAGGGGAGGAGUGACGGCUUUGAAAGGUCCUUGCAAGAGGCAAAUUCAGUAUUUGAAGAGUCGCUGCAUCUGGAGCAAGAGGGAGACUGUGCUGCCGCUCUGGCUCUCUGUAACGAAGCUAUCUCUAAACUAAGACUUACCCUGCAUGAUGCCAGCUCUAGCACGCACAGCAGAGCCCUAGUCGAUAAGAAGUUGCAAAUCAGUAUUCGAAAAGCUCGAAGCCUGCAAGAUCGCAUGCAGCAGCAGCCACCAUCGCAGCAGCCGGUGCAGCCCUCAGCCUCUCUCCCAUCACAGGGGGGCGGCCUCCCUCAGCCGACCAGUGAACAGUCUGUCCCGCUCCAAGUACUGCUAAGCCAGCAGACACAGCUGGAACCCUGCAAGGAUUCAGAGCUCGGCGCCACUUCCCCUUUCUUCCACUCACCUGCUUCCUGCCCUGAGCCACACUCAUCCCUCGUCUCACCGUCACCUGCUCAGUCUGUCUCUCAGCACAGUCCUCCUGGGACGUCUGCCUUGAAGCUCCUGAAGUCUUUUGAGGUGGAUAUCGUCAACCACUCUGCAUUUCACAGGCAGGAUUUACCUAAAGCAACAGGUAGAACUGAGAUGAAUUCUCAACAUGAAUGCCUGCCCUUUGAUGCCCUUGAAGAUAGGCUCCAAGGUCACAGGGAGGACAACAGCUGUUGUAGCAAAUUCCCACCCCAAGAAGGAAGAGACACAACUCAAGAUCAGCUGUUGGAAGGAAGGAAGACUCCUGUUGACAUAUCCAUGGGGAUGCCUUGGUCACAUUCAGCAGGAGGAGCUACUUCUGAGAGAGUUAUGCAUAGCCUAAACAGUCCUUCAAGUCCAUCAGCUCAGCCUGCUGUUCCCCCCUACGGUGCCUGCCACCCUAUAAUGUCUGCUGCUGCUUCACCUGUGCUUCAUGCUGCUGACCCCAUGCAGAAACUUAACCAACAUCUCCAAGCCCAAAGUCUCCAAACUUCAUUGGCUUCAAAAGUGGUCAGAGGCAGUGAGGAGCCCUAUAGGCCAGAGUUCCCCAGUACAAAAGGCCUUGUCCGCUCAUUGGCAGAGCAGUUCCAGAAGAUUCGGAAUACUUCCACGAGAGAUGUUAUAGGUUCCCAGGAUCGAAGUUUGCCAAAUGGUCUAAGGAAGAGCUCUUCUCCUUCUGACUUUAUGCUUCCAUUAUCCCAGGGUCCAGAAAAAGAACACUGUCGUUGGGUAAACCAGCCCCCUUCUCCAGAUGGCAGGGAAAGACAGCCCUGCUGGGAAGAACCUGCAGGGCAUCCUUCUGUUUCCAUUGACUCUGGGCUUCCUAAUGGUGAAGCCUCGAGGAGAAGACAGCCCAGACUGGCCGAGGCAGACAUAUACCAAGGAAAGCUACCCCAAGUGACAGAUACUAGGCCCACGGAGCUGGGCAGUAGUGUCAGCUUGGGGACUUCUUUGCCUUUGGAUUCUUGGGUAAAUGUCACAAGGCUCUGUGAUUCUCAAGUUAAACACAGGGCUCCUGGGCUAGGAGUCAAGUCCUCCUCCCAUGAUUCCCGUACAUGUGUAACCUAUCCAGAAAGAAAUCCUAUCCUUUUGCAUCCACACUGGAACCAAGACACAGAGCAGGAGACGUCUGAACUGGAGUCUCUCUACCAAGCCAGUCUCCAGGCCUCCUCUCAUACUGGCUAUUCUGAUUGGAGGUCACAGGAUGUGGCCUGGCAGCCACUUAGCCUAACAGGUUCUGCAGAUGGCAUGGGGAGGAGACUGCACUCAGCCCCUGGUCUUGAUCUUUCAAAGACUCCAACAGCAGAAAUGGAGCGCAUUCUUUAUGAACCGAGUACAGUGCCUGUCUCUCAGGAUUCAUCAAACGUGAGGAAAAAGACUUUGGAAACCGGGCACCAUUGUUCCAGCUCCUCUUCCCUCCCUGUCAUCCAUGAUCCUCCUGUAUUUCUCCUUGAUCCUAAACUCUACCCUCCCCAACCACAGUUCCUGUCCCCAGAUGUCCUGAUGCCCAGCAUGGCAGGGGAGCCCUAUAGAUCCCCAGGAACUUCGAGGAGUGUCCAACAGUUUCUGGCUAUGUGUGACAGGGAUGAAACUCCCCAAGGGGUCAAGUACACAGGAAGGACUUUGAACUACCGAAGUCUACCUCAUCGUUCCAGAACUGAUGCUUCCUGGGGACCAGGGACAGAAACCAACCAGCACAUUGGGGCCAGAGUCUUAACUGCGCCAGCAUGCAAGCCUCAGCUAACCUACACUGCCACACUACCAGAAAGACACCAGGGCCUUCAGGUUCCUCAUGCUCAGUCCUGGGGCAAUCUUUUCCACUUACCCUCCCAUCCUUCUGCUGUUCACCCAGGGUCCCCACCAUCCAGCAGUCUUCAUGUACUCCAUAGGUCAUCUUGGAAUUCGGGUUCUGUUCUGGGGUCCCGAACACCUGGUCCUCGACGAAUAGACGUGCCCCCAGAUGAUGACGGGAGACAGAGCCAAUACCCCUCUCAGUAUAGACACAGGAGUGCAGGGGAGGAGAGAGUUAGGUUUGCUCUGUCAAACACUGCGGGCACAGAGCAGAGCAGGGUGAGACUGCUACAGCACAGCAGGUGGUAAGAGCUACCCCAACCUGCCCUGGGGCCACACCUCCUCUAGAACCUGUAUGGUGGCACAGUGGUACCUUGAGUCCUGCCAGUUAUGCCAUUCUUGUCUCAGCGUCGACUUGGUCAUUUCCCGCCAGGCAUUGCGCCUGCAAUCCCCGAGGUCCGCAGUUGAAGGUAGAGGCUGCACAGUCGCAUUUCCAGGCCAGGAACUCUGGGUAAAAAGAGACCAUGGGUCUUUCUCUUUUUUCCGUUUCUUUCUUUUUAAAAAAAGAACAGAACCACGACAACAAAAAAGAUGUUGAUUUUUUUUCCUAAAGGUGUUUGCUUCUUUGGGAUGGAAUAUUUGAAAUUCCAGCUUUAGCGCUGGGGAUGUAGCUCAGUUGGUAGAGGGUUUUCUUAACACGCAAAUCACCGGGGUUCUAUCCUAGCAGUGUGUGAAACCGCAUGGUGGUGCACACCUGUCACCCUGGCACUUGGGAGGUGGGGGUAGGAGGAUCAGAGGUUCAGAUUCAUCCUUGGCUACAUAGCAAGUUCUAGGCUUGUCUGGGCUACUUUAUUUCUGGUUUCUUUUAGCCCCCAUCUCCAUCAGAGCCCUCAACUCCUGGCCCUACUAUAUUCCCAACUUAUACUCCUUGUUUAUCCACCUGUCCAUAUUACCUAACUCCCUUCCCCAUCUCCUGUCAGUAGUCAGGAUUCUGAUCAUGUUCUUAAGGGAAGCUCAGCUGCCCAGGUGUGGCCUGUCAGCCUUCCUCGUGACUCAGACCAUAGGCCUGGAGUGGGGAGCUGCCAAUAGACUAUUUGCCCUUCUGAACAGGUGGCGUUGGGCACACUAACACUCCCUCCUGUCCUCAGCAGCAGAGCCAUUACUGCCACUUGCUCAGUCACCCUUAAACUCUCAAGAGUCAGCUAAACUAUUUUAGGGCAGAGCAUACUGUUUUUGUAAAGUAUUUUUCAUUAAUAAAUCUGUAAGAUAGUUGUAUUUAA
Rattus norvegicus (Norway rat) is the source of this 11497-nucleotide messenger RNA. NCBI's taxonomy places the organism in Eukaryota, Metazoa, Chordata, Mammalia, Rodentia, Muridae. The record is from RefSeq and is a predicted model, not a curated record.